AACUCUAGCGGCCCCAAUCGAAAUUCGAAGGCUGUACGACGGUACAACAAAAACGAACGAAGGAAAAAAAUGUCAGCAGCAACUAUUGUUCAUGAUGAUAAAGCAGCAGAGAUAGAAAUUACAAAGAACAAGUUUGAUCCUGAGUUAUUAAAAGUGUCACCUGCUGAUUUUAAAAAUCUGCCCUUUGAACAAAGACGAUAUUGGGUCUAUGCACAUUUUCUUUUUAGAAAAAAUGCAACAUCAUUUAAAGCAAAAAAACUAUUAUCAGAUGAUCAAUUAGCAAACUUUCUAAAAGAAGAAAAAGAAAGAGAAGAAGAAAAAGAAAAAGAAUUGAACGAAGAAGUAUCAACAAAAGUGCCAAAGCUUGAUGAUGGCGUGGAAUCCGGACCAAGGGGGGUCUAUUGGUCAUUGGACAAGAAGUAAACCAGCUGUUGUUUGAUGCUGCUGCCUGCGUGCCUGGUGAUAGGCAGAUAUGUAAAAAAUUCCGGUGUAGUAGUAGUAGUAUUUAACUUAUUAUCAUUACGAUUAGCUGCCAUGGAUGUUAUUACUUCCGUUGUAUCUGAUGAAUGUUUUAAGCUAAAUGGUUUGGUGGCAUCUUUCAUAGUAA
Molecule: messenger RNA, 607 nt
Organism: Erigeron canadensis
Lineage: Eukaryota; Viridiplantae; Streptophyta; Magnoliopsida; Asterales; Asteraceae
Exons: 6
Coding region: 70-423 (117 amino acids)
Source: RefSeq, a predicted model, not a curated record